UGUGGAGCUAUUUGUGUGCACCUGAACACUGACGAAGGAAUGUGUUGCACAUUUUGCUGAUAUCAGUUUUUCUCAUCCCCCUCAGUGCAUGACCACACUCCAUGUUGACAAAAUUUCACUGGCAUUUUAAAUGAGGCAGCUGCAGGGAAAUUUAACAGUUUCCUAGAGACGCAUGUGACCAUUUAGUUGAGCUCAGUCUCCCUCCUGAUUGUUUCUUCUUGAAAAUAUGCAUGCAGAACAGAUGGAAUACAUUUAAGCACAAGAAUUGUAGUACUUCGUGCAAAUUGAGGAGGAAAGUUUAGUGGUUUGCUAGCGACCCACGUGUGCCUUUAGAUGAGCAUCUCCCGCGUGAUUUUUCUUCUUGAAAAUGUGCGUUGAUAUGCAUGCAGAACAGCUGAAGGAAUUCAGCUCGGUCUUCCUCCUGAUUGUUUCCUCUUGAAAAUAUGCGUUCAUCUGGAUGCAAGUGUCUCCUGGAAGUCAGAUUAUCAGUUGGGCUUUUUACGACUCUGCAAGAAAUGCAACACAAUCUUUUUUUGCCUUGCAGCCCUACUGUGCCUGGGCUGGAAGAUAUUUUUGAUGAUGCAAGAAGUGCAAUGACUGAGGAAAUUAAUGUAAUGUGUGCAAAGAUCCUUGUUAUUGGAUAAGCACAAUGAUAUUUCAUAUAGAAAAUCACUUUUCUACUGGUUGGGAAUAGUGCUUGAGCCUGGUAUGGUCCAGGCAUAGUUGGGACUGGGUCGUAAGUCCUUCGGAUACAGGCACGUGGUCACAAACCAUUGAAUGUAGGUAAAUAAUGGGAGCUAGCUGGUGUGGGCUACCAAAGGCAUCGCGCUUAGAAAAGGUUACACUCUUUCACUGGGCCACAUCGUCUUUAACAGCAAUUAACGCCACGAUACUGCACGUAGAUGGAGAGGGUGAGCGAAAAUUUAGGCAGUUUCUCCCGUUGCCUGGCGACCAACCGCAUGCUACUAACAACAAAACUCAACGCGCCUGAAGUCAUACACGGUCAGCAACUGAACGCAAAAUAAACUUGGAAAAUGUCUGGCACUGUGUCUUCGGUUGAGGGAGAGCUCAACGCAAUUGUGAAAGAGUACAUCGUGUAUCUGGGCCUGGAUGAGCUUUCGAAGUUAUUUGAUGAAGAGUGCCAGAAGAACAACAGACCAAUUCAAGACAGCUUUUGCGGUUCGUACCGCGGUGAAAGGAUGCGAAAGAUCCAGAAUGAACUUCUGAGGUUAUUUCAUGAGGGAAACCACGGCCAGUUCUUCCCCAUGUGGGACGCAUGCAUUUCCACGAACAUUGACGAAGGAAACAGUGCCGCGCGCAGUUCGAUGCUGAAGUUGGAAUUCCAACUUCGCGUUCACUUCGCUGUGUUUCCACUGCGUCGCUCUGAAGACGUGGCAAAAGAAGAGGUGGAAAGUGCAAUGUUCCAGUUUCAACGAUAUCUGGAAGCAAGAGGGGCAAUGCUCGGUGACAUAAAAGAAUUCCUGGUUUAUUGCGCCUUGCCGUAUCUCCCAAAUCCAAGAUUGCAUCCGUCAUUCGAGGAAGUGUUCAAGGAAAGUUGGAUAGAGGAACUUCAAAUUAAAGUAGAGGACUUCGUCAGGGAGGCCCUGAAGGACACCAGUCGGAACUGUCUGCAGCCUAGACUUCUCAGUCUAUAUUAUUGUAACGAUAUGGAAUUGAACGAUCUGCGCGAAGAGUUUCGGCAGUUGGAAAACAGGUACAGAGACACAGAGAAGCAGCACAUGGCUCAACGCAAGCAGCUUACCAAAUUGCAGGAGGACUACAGGAAACUGACCAAUGUGACGGCAGAUCUAAUUACAGCUGUAGAGACUGUCGUCCGCGGCGAUAUGGUGGAUAUCGAUGAGAUUCUGUCAUCGUGCGAUAAACAUUUUCCGGAGAUGCUUCAAGCACCCAGAUCCCAAUCCCACCUUUCAAUCGAUGAAAGCCUCUCACGUGUCCAGCAGCUCCGUUCUAUUCUUUCUCGGCAAAGCAGCAUUGACACGGAUAAUCCACUACAGAAGUUCAACUACACGAGGAUAAAGCAGGACCUGUUAUCCGGGGACAUAAUACGAAAAUGUUUCUUGCUUCAAGCACUCAGAUGGAAAAUAACCAAGCCGCCAACAUUUGAGAAACGAGACGCUGUUGUACAAGCCUUUGUGAAUAACGAUCUGCUCGGAUUAGAAGCGCAGCAGUCUGAAUAUUGUGAUCGUAUACUACAUAUGGUGAGGUCAGCUAAUAGCAACCUGCAGCAAACAUUUACGAGGUUCUUAAAUGCUUUCGCAUCAUUCAGUAAAGGUCGUACCUAUUUGUCCAAAAGUUCCAGGCUCCUGUCAAUACUGACAGACUCUCUCAUCAACGGGCACUACCUAAGCACAACAGCCCACGACAUGAUGCUGGGAACUUUGCAGAAGUUGAGCCUGAGGCGACCACUGCAAGAGUUUAUGAUUAAUGAGGGGAUUCUCGAAUGGGCAGUGAAGAGAUUAGAAAAUACGGACGUGUUGACGGACUACAGCCUGGAGUAUGCCAUAGCGCUCUUCAUGAAUCUAUGCCUACAGUCAUCAGGCAAAGAGCGUUGCCUGCAGAUGGUGCGUCCAACUUUACUGGUCCUGAAAAAGUUACUCAUGCUCGACAAUGCUGAGAUCCUUCCUUACGUGAACGGAGCACUUUACAGUCUGCUGUCGAAGGAAGAUAUAAGGCAAGCGGCACUAGAAAUGGACAUGGAAGCAGACUUACAGGGUCUCAUGAAUGCCUCGCAACCGGAGAUAAGAAAGCAAGUGGAAUUUGUGCUCAACAAGUUAACAUCAUAUAAUGAUUCAGGAGACAUUGCACAAAAUUCAAAUCCUGGAAGUGGCAGUGAGGAUGAUGAUGAUGACGAUGAAGAAUCCGAAAUUGAGCCUGAAAUCGAUUCAAAGGACCCCAUCGAGGCAAUGUCAAAUGAAAUGCAUGGCGAGCAUCUGCUGAAAUUGUGUUACACAGAGGAGAGCCGGCCACAGACAGUGAUACGGCAUGGGGGCAACAACUCCAGGAUGAAUAUGUCAUCAGGGAGGUCACUGCAAAUGAGCAGCUCACCAAAACUCGCGGAUUCUUUGAGCGAGACUUCAAACUCUGCAAAUGAAUCUCUUCCGCAGUCAGAUCUCGAUGAAGGUGAGCGCACACUACACAGCCGUUGUUCCUGCACAAGGUUCAUGUUGUCUAUAUUUCAAAAGCAGCCAUUGUGCAGCCGACGCAGAUACUUCAGGCAACUGAGCCUCAAAUCACCUUGGAACAAUGCAGACAAACUCCAGUGACAAACGAAAGUAUCAGUAAUGACGCCGAAGUCGUGAAAGACAUUGCUCACCAUGGUGAGAGUACCAGUGGAAUGGGUCCAG
Messenger RNA from Ornithodoros turicata, 3365 nucleotides. Its product is annotated as lisH domain-containing protein ARMC9-like. Gene Ontology annotation, biological process: cilium assembly. The record is from RefSeq and is a predicted model, not a curated record. Gene Ontology annotation, cellular component: ciliary tip; ciliary basal body; centriole. The transcript is spliced from 22 exons. Bases 1035 to 3284 code for a protein of 749 amino acids. NCBI's taxonomy places the organism in Eukaryota, Metazoa, Arthropoda, Arachnida, Ixodida, Argasidae.